CCGGAAGUGGAGGGCGAUGUUGAUGCAGGAGUGAACAUGGCGUCGUGUAGUAGCAGCGUCGGUGGCGGUCUCGGCUUCCUCUUCCCGUCCAGGGCGGCGGGGGCAGCUGUCGUGGCCGCCCUGCUGGCGGCUGUGCUUUUGGGAGAUCCCGCGCAGGCCCGCGUUCACCAGCUCACCCUCAAGGAUGAUGUGCGGCAGAAGGUCCAUCUCAACACGUUUGGUUUCUUCAAGGAGGGAUUCCUUUGGGUCAAUGUCAGUAACCUCUCAGUUAAGCAUCCAGGGAUUGCUGAAAAAAACAUUCUGGUGGGAUUCAGUUUAGACCGAACACAGAAUGAUGGAUUCUCCACUUACUUGGAUGAAGAAGUGGAUUAUUGCAUUUUGAACAGAACGCCGGAUCAUGAUGUCUCAGUCCAUCUGCUGUUAAACUUCACGAAGAAGAUCGUGACAGUCAAGCCGAACGUCACCCCUCAUCAGCUGCCAGAAAUAGUCUUCACUGACUCUGAGAAGAAUGUGCAUUCCGGAGGCACCCAGGUCGCCAGUAAACCUGCUCUGGACAAAAGAGCCCUCGGUUCCAAGCAGUCACCUGGACAGAACGAGACCGAAACCCAGGUGCCCGUGGAUCGAAAGUACCCCAUCCAGAGCAAAGGUGACAGCUUUCACUUCCAGUUUCACUUCAGCAUCAACUCGGAGAACCAGGAAGGACUUUAUAGUCUCUAUUUUCACAAGUGUGUCAGCAGCGGCUUGCAGAAUGAGAAGGCGCUCUUCACCCUUGAAAUUGGGAUUACAGAGAAGAACCCCAGCAGCUACCUCUCAGCGGGAGAAAUCCCUCUGCCCAAGCUCUACGUUUCCAUGGCGCUCUUCUUUUUUAUCUCUGGCGUUGUCUGGGUCCACACGCUUCGGAAACGCAGGGCUGAUGUGUUCAAAAUCCACUGGCUCAUGGCUUCUCUCCCAUUCACCAAGUCCCUGUCUUUGGUCUUCCAUGCAAUCGACUACCACUACAUCUCCACCCAGGGCUACCCGAUCGAAGGCUGGGCAGUCGUCUACUACAUCACUCACCUGCUCAAGGGCGCCCUGCUCUUCAUCACCAUCGCGCUCAUCGGCACGGGCUGGGCGUUCAUCAAGCACAUCCUCUCGGACAAGGACAAGAAGAUCUUCAUGAUUGUGAUCCCGCUGCAGGUCUUGGACAACGUGGCUUACAUCAUCAUCGAGUCGACAGAGGAAGGCACGACCGAGUCUGGGCUGUGGAAGGAAAUCCUGUUUCUGGUGGACCUGCUUUGCUGUGGGGCCAUCCUGUUCCCAGUUGUCUGGUCAAUAAGGCACUUACAGGAGGCCUCUACGACGGACGGGAAAGCUGCCAUCAACUUGGCAAAACUGAAGCUCUUCAGACACUACUAUGUCAUGAUCGUGUGCUACAUCUACUUCACUCGGAUCAUUGCCAUCCUCAUCAAGAUCGCCGUCCCGUUCCAGUGGAAGUGGCUCUACCAGUUGCUGGAUGAGAUGGCCACCUUCGUCUUCUUCGUCCUAACUGGGUACAAGUUCCGGCCGGCCUCGGACAACCCCUACCUGCAGCUCUCGCAAGACGACGACGACGACAGCGUGGACAUGGAGGCUGUGAUGACCACGUCCGGCGUCAUGGAGGGUGUGAAGAAGGUGAAGAAAGUGGUGAACGGCUCAGUGGAGUCCCGAAGCGAGAGAGAGAACACCGCAUGAUGGACUGAUUCCUUUUCCCUCUGCUCUUCCCCCCUCCACCCAACCCCUUAAGACAAAGCAGCACUUUUCAGAGAAACUCUAAUUUAUUGACCUUUUACUUCCCAAACGGAAAGGGAGCGAGCUGAGCUUCUGGAUAGAGAAACUGCAGAGUUCUGGGGAUGGGAGGGGGCGAAAGCAGAGACAAAGUACUGCAAAGACGCAAAAGUAAGAAAGGUCAAAACAGGUUCCGUGGUCUUAAGGAGCUCGGGCUCUUCCGGCGCCUCCGAGGAAACUUUUCUGCAUAAGGUGGCCGCCCCCCCUGUGUGUUUAAUUCUCUCCCCCCCCUUCUGGGAACUUGACUCACUCCUGGAGAGGCUGUUUCCACAUGCGGAAAAACCAACCAGAGUUGUGUAUGUAAAAUUGUACACACACACACACACUCCUUACAUGCAAAGCCCGUGGUGCCAUGCUGCACGCGAAAGGUCUGGGGAGCUGUUGGGUGGGGGUAACUCCUGGUGGUCUGCUUGUAUGUUUUCUGUUGACCUGCGCACCUCCUCUUGGCUCUGUCCUUCCGAUGGAGGCCAGAGAGCGAGAUGCUCUUCGGGGACCAAAUGUAGCUCUUCCCUUGCUCUUGCCCCGCCAUCCUCACUCGCAUGGGCCCAAAACAUGGUCCCGUUAACUCUAUGCAUUUACCUGAAGGGUUCUGGAUGUUUAUAUAACGAAGUGGGGAUCACUGUUGAAUUUCUCUUCCGUGCAGCUCUGAGCCCCCCUCUCUCCCCCCCCCCCCGGCUUGGCUAAGCCCCUGCUAAAAGAGAAGAGAAAUACCCCCAUUAAAUCAAACCCAUUGCCUGGGGCCAGGAUUUCUGAGCCAGCGAGAAGUAAAGCGCUUCUGUUCCCAGGGCUUGGGGCAUGUGGGGACCCACAGAGGGUGCCGAUUAGGUCUGCGGGAGAGAGGUUUUGCCCCAGUGUUGGAAAUCCUGCUGUGUUCUCCGGAACAGUGGUUUGCUUUUGGAUCGGGGCCCCUGCUGUUGGGCUCCAUAUAUGAAAUCAGCAGGUCCCCCAAGUGCUCGCUCGCUCGCUCUCCCUGCACCUCUUUCAAGAAGUUGCCUGGACAAGCUCCGUCCUUGCUCCACAAACCAGCCAUUCAACCGGCUGCACUUGUGAAAAGCAUCGCAACUUUUGUAUUCGCAACGUGGGGAUUAAAUGCCUUGUUUCCCCCCUCCCCCAGCAUCCAACUCAAGAGAUGGCUGCUUGGGAUGACAUGUUGGACGGCCCGGCCCGGCCCGGAGAGGCCUUCUGCUCCGGCCCUGGGACCGCCGAGCCGGCUGCGUGUGUGACCCGUUCAGAGUAAAGCUGUGGGAAGGGCUGUGAGGGAAGCUUUUCAGGGGAGCUUCUGGGGAAGAGAGAUGAGCGAGCGAGCGAGCGAGAGUGGCGUAUCGGCCCCCAGGGACACGCUGGUGCGGUGGGGGGCGUGUGGCAUGGUUUGGUCGUGGACUUGUUUCUCUUAGAUUUCCCCGUCUACAGACAGUAGCAGUCUUGGCCUGUUGCUUCCCAGGAGGAGAAAGGCUUGCUGUAUAGAUGCAUUUAGGGCCGGGAUGGGCGAUUUCUGCCGUGAAACUGCAGGGCACUGCACCCCUUUUUGCCCUGCCCUGCUGGCCCUUGCUUCCCGGCAAGGCAAGGCAAGGGAAAAUCGGCCCUCGUUUUUCUGCCCCCCCCCGGCGCCAAAUUUUGGUGGCAAAUUUGGCAGUGUUGGCGGACUGCAAAGACGUCCACGGAGGCCUGUGUGGGGCCUGCUCAUGGCUUACCUGGAUGGGUGGGUGGAUUUGGCAGGCAUGUGACCCCUGAAGGGCGGAGGAGAGUGGUGGGAGAUCCUGCGGUUCCCACUGGAAGGGGGGGGGGUUUGAGAGCCCCCGGGGCGACUGCUCCUGCAGCUCCUUGUAAGGCAGCACUCCGUGGCUCUCUGUGCUGUUGGUUGAUGGGAAGACAUUACAGUGGGGUAGAAGGAACGCGCAGGGCAGGGCCCAUCUCCCCCGGGACCUUUUUGUCUCCCAGGCCUCACUCCGGGCCACUGCUGCUUGCAGUCUCCUGCAGGAGCCCCCCCCCCCCACUGAGUGGGUCUCGGGCUCCUGCGAUCCUGGGAUUUCAGCUACGUCAGGCACAUUCUGUGGCCUCCAGUGCACUUUCUCUGGACGGUAUCCUAAGGCGCCGCAUGAAUGCAUGUAUGGGUAGAGCUCCACGCUCCGGGAUGCUGGCUGGCUGGCUGGUUGGAGGGAGGUCCCGUUCCAGUCCCAAGGCAGUGCCCCCCGAGUGCUGGCAGAGCAGCCCUCCUCAGUACGGGGCCCUCCAGGUGUUCGAGUGGCGUGUCAGCAGUGCCCUAACCUGAGGCAGCUUCUGGCCCGGCCCGCUGCAGCGUUUCAUCCAGAGAACGUGCGAGGUUCUUAAAACCGCUCCCACGAUGCCCGAAGGGACUCCCGGGUGCUCUGGUCCUGCCACCUGAAGUUGCACGAAGCCGCUUGUUGGAGGCGUGCGGGUGUUUGUGGCCAAGGGCUGUGCGAGGCACGGACUGGCCGUGGAUCUGUUUUGCUGACCCCUGCAGUGGACCUUCGGGGAAGGCGUCCCUCUGUUUAUUUCCCUCUCCCUCUCUGAAAGUUGUGCAUGCUUGAUUUCGCGCCUCUUCGGUUUCCCCGGCCUUGUGGCACAUUCCAGGAGCGUGUCUGCCAAAAAAUUUGGUGCACUGCAGCAUUUUUAGUGUACCUGUGUGAGCGAGCCUUCUCCACACUGCUUCCCCCAGUGAGGAGGUGGCGUGAAACCAGGCAGCACAUGCCCUGCGGAAGGCGCCUCCCAGGGCAGAGAAGCCGGGGUUGCCGUUGCCCCCUCACGCCCCAUCUUUCCUUUCUCACAGUGCUUUCGUUUGUUCUGCCUGCUGCAAGCAGAAAUGUGACGCUCUCCGUCGGAGCAGUCCCCCCGAAAUUCACAGCCAGUCAGAAUCUCCCAGUUUUCAUCAGACCAUACCAGAUCCUCGCGAGUCCGUGGGUGUCUUAUGGGUAGUUUGGGGGAAUUCCUGUAGUCCAAGCAUCAUGGCUUGCGUUUCCUUCUGACUCACGGCAACUUCCGAAGGGGCUCGCAUUUGCGUCCCACUCAUAACUGGGCACGGUGACUUCUCCUGUGCCUUGUCAUCUUUCUUGGAGUGGGAGAAAAGUAGCAGGCCCCACACAAGCUCUCCAGUGCAGAUGGUGAGAUCUUCUGUGUUGCUUGUGGCCCCCAUAGCUCCCUCUUGUGGCCCCCACUGGUUCCGUUCAGAUUUUUAAAAAGAAGCAACAUCUGCCUUGUACUGGCUAGGGAGCAUCCCUCUGGCCAACUCAGAUUUGCUUGGUCACUAAAUUUGGCCCUUUGGGCCCUCCAUGGGGCCAGAAAGGGUAAAUUUCGGGGAUAGGGUUGGAAAUGAGGGCAGUGCGAGUGUUGGAGCAGCCUGUAACGUGUGGGGCAGAUGGCAAUCACAUUCCAGGACUUCAGCCUCGCUUGGGGGGACGCCCGGUGGAAUUGGUGGAAUGGGGGAGGGCAGGACUGGUCCCUGGACUUCCAGGCAUUCCCCACCCUGGGUGCACCCUUCAUUUUGGCAGUCCGGUUUUGACUGGGAUUUUAACGGCAAAAACCAUCCGGCCUGCAGCUAGCAGAAGCAGGAACUCCAGCAUGCGGCUCACAAAGCACUGUGUGGUCUGGCCCUGGGGCUUUUUCAGAGUGGCGUGUGCCUCAGUCCUGCCACUUUGGAAGCAAUAAGGCAGGGUGCCUUGGAGGAUCGGGAAGGAGGCAGGUGCACAGGAAAGCUUUGUCCUCCGGAAGAUGGAAGCCCAGCCCUCUUUGCGCCCACAGUGGACUCGUUUGGAGAAGUGAAUGGAGUGCUACAGGACUUUUCCUUGGAACGACACCCCCUUUGGCUCCUCAAGAGGAGGGACUUCCCUGCUUGAGAAGCAUCCCUUUCAAAUUUUGCCCUCGACGCGCCAUCCCAAGCCCUGUGGAAUCCACCGUGCCGCAGCAGCUCGACCCUGCUUGACUGCUCUGGGGGCACCGCUCCUUUCCCGCGAGCAGUCCGCGCUCGCCAUUUCUCCGUGCAACAGGGGGGUGCGCAGUGUCCGCGUGGGGCCAGGGCAGUCCUCAUCUUUACAUCUGCAGAGGUUUGUAGCUGGAGGACCAGUUGAGUAGCUAGCAAAAACGACUUGGUUGAUCUGGGAGAAAAGUGUGUUGUUUUUUCUCGAACAUUUAAAAAAUCAAUAUGCCCCCAAAAAAGGCUUCUAGGUAAAAAUCCAGGCAUCACCGUAAACCUAAGAUGUUUGACCUUUCUUUUUUUAAGAAAGGGUGUGUGUGUGUGUGUGUGUGUGUGUGUGUGUGUGUGUGUGUGUUUCCCCUGCCCCGACCUUCAAACAUUUCUGUUCCUUGUUCAGCAUUUGGGAUGCAAAAAGAAUCUGUGUUGUAAGGUGUGUGCAAGCAUUUGGUUUUUUUUUUUAAUUUCCCUUUUUGAAAAAGAUAAAAAGGACAGUAUUUAUGUAAACAGGGCAGGGGCAUUCCAGUCGGGGCUUUUCUCUAUGUAAUGUGGUUUUCCUGCUGUGGAACAAAAUAAAAGACCAGGUGACUAGGAA
Molecule: messenger RNA, 6323 nt
Organism: Varanus komodoensis (Komodo dragon)
Lineage: Eukaryota; Metazoa; Chordata; Lepidosauria; Squamata; Varanidae
Gene: GPR107
Product: G protein-coupled receptor 107
Exons: 18
Coding region: 37-1710 (557 amino acids)
Biological process (GO): clathrin-dependent endocytosis
Cellular component (GO): clathrin-coated vesicle; membrane; Golgi apparatus
Molecular function (GO): clathrin heavy chain binding
Source: RefSeq, a predicted model, not a curated record